Platichthys flesus (European flounder) is the source of this 4224-nucleotide messenger RNA. RefSeq lists its product as uncharacterized. The record is from RefSeq and is a predicted model, not a curated record. Bases 2770 to 3432 code for a protein of 220 amino acids. NCBI's taxonomy places the organism in Eukaryota, Metazoa, Chordata, Actinopteri, Pleuronectiformes, Pleuronectidae. The transcript has 4 exons.
UUUCUGAUGUCCGGAUGUCAAUGGGGAGCUCAUUCCACCAUUUAGGAGCCAGGACGGAAAACAGUCGUGUUUUUGAUGAGUGUUUAGCUCGCAGUGAGGGAGCAACGAGCUGAUUGGCCGAAGCAGAGCGGAGUGAACGGGGUGGGGUGUAACGUUUGACCAUGUCCUGGAUGUAGACUGGACCGGAUCCGUUCACACCAUGGUACGCAAGUACUAGUGUUUUGAAGCGGAUGCGAGCAGCCACUGGUACCCAGUGAAGGGAGUGGAGGAGAGGAGUAGUGUGAGUGAAUUUAGGUUGGUUAAAAACCAGUCGAGCUGCUGCAUUCUGGAUGAGCUGCAAAGGUCGGAUGGCAGUAGCAGGCAGACCUGCCAGGAGGGAAUUACAGUAUUCUAGGCGUGAGAUGACCAGAGCCUGGACCAGAACCUGCCUCGCCUUCUGAGUGAGAAGGGGGCGUAUUCUCCUGAUGUUGUACAGCAUGAAUCUACAGGACCGUGUUGUUGCGGUAAUGUUGGCAGUAAGGGAGAGUUGGCUGUCGAGUGUUACGCCCAGGUUCCUAGCCGUCUGAGUGGGGGUUAACACAGAGUUUUCAAAGUUAAUAGUCAGGUCGUGGAUGGGAGAGUCUUUCCCUGGAAGGAAAAGAAGGUCAGUUUUGUCGAGGUUAAUCUUCAGGGGCCUUAUUUCAAAACUUGUAAUCCAGAUCAGAAUGAUCCGGAUAACCAAAUCCCCCUGUCCUCAGCCACGGAUCAACCUGAUCUAUCCCGGUAUUUCAAAACUUUGCUGGAUUGGAUCAGAGUGAUCCUGAUACCGGCAGAUUGGGAUGUCCAAAUCCAUCCCGCCCCCUGGAUCACAGACAGGAAACAGGAAAUGGAGCCAACAUUUUACAGAAAAAGGAGAAGCUAGCUCAACUAUUGUCUCUGAAUUAAAGUAUAAUCUUAGCCAGUGUUGAUGCGUCCUCAGACUAGAUGAAAGGCAAUCAUUAUAUUGAGUUAACCAAUUAUGUAAAUCAGCACAAAGUUGAAAGAAGAGCUCGGCGAUCUCUAAUUAAGCAGAGUUUGCGCUAAUGCGAGCUAACGCUGCUCCAUUGACUCCUGUGUUAAGGAGCUAACAAGCUAGUAAAUAGGCUAGCGUCUGUAUGUCGCGGUCCACAGUCCAUUUGAAUGCAUUCACUCGCAAGGCAUUGUGUGUAGAUUUUAAAAUGUGUUGUACAUAUCUUUUUAGGAAACAGUUGUUAACAAAGGGGACAGCCCUAAAACCUUAAUAUUAGAUUUUCUUUACAGAUGUCUGUGGGAAGAGACUUGCACAGACUUGCUCCAAAUGGCAUUACUUUUUGAGCUUUGGCUAUGAAAAUUAAGUGUGUGUGCUGAAUGCAUGUGAAUAAAAACAUUUGACAGAGUUUCAGUGGAGGCCUUUAUCAGUGGGUAACUUAACAAAAAAAACUGUUACUUAUAUAAGGCAUUCAUAUUCAAACUUAAACAUACAAAUCGAAGUUUUGUUAAACAAAAGCACCAGUUUAAUAAAUCACAUUGUUUUUCCUUCAUAAUUCCUUGUUAAUUGGAGUUUGUAAUGUCACUUACACGCAGUAGUGUAAUGUUUAUUCUGUGUUGCACUUCUGACGCCGAUUUGUUAAAGCAUUGCAGUGAACAGCGUGCAUGUUUGCAGAAAAAAAAAAGGAACGUGAAAAGGAAAUAAACAUUUAUCAAACAGCAGUGAAGCUUAGUUGUAUUAAACAAAGAACUUUGGGAGCAGUUACACUUCAACUGUUCAAAUCUUAACAUGUAAUCUCCCUCAAAUCCACCUCAGGGUGAUCCUGAUUUUUAGGAUCAAACUGAUCCAGAUUUCCCACUUAAGUUUUGAAAUACUCAACAGCAGCUUUUAAUCCGGAUCAAAGGCAGGAUUGGAUUGCCAAAUCUGAAUCUGAAUCUUCAGGAUCAGAUUUGCUUUGAAAUACCCGUUUUUAGGAUCUGAUCAGGAUUUAAUCCAAUCCAGGUGGAUUAAUCCUGUCGGAUCAUUUUGAAAUACCGGCCCCAGGUGGUGUUGAGACAUCCACUGAGAGAUGUCGGUCAGACAGGCAGUGAUUCGUGCUGCUACCUGUGUUUCUGAUCGGGGAAAAGACAGGAUUAGUUGGGUGUCAUCGGCAUAGCUAUGGUAGGAAAAGCCGUGUGAGUGAAUGACAGAGCCGAGGGAGUCAUUCACUCCAAAGACUCGUACCCGGCAGAUGAACGAAUCGUUCACCUCACGACCGUGUCUUCAGAUCAGUGACUCGUUCUUCUGCCAACGGAGUCUUCGGAUCAGUGAUUCGUUCAUCUGCCGGAUACGAGUCUUUGGAUCAUUUUCCACGUGACCUGCAGCAGCCUAUACAACAGUCCCAAUGCGCGGCCACGAGAAAAUGAACGAAUCACUCUUUGAGAGGACUCGUUACUCCCGAGUCCUUGUAACGAUUCGUUCACGAACGACACAACACUAGUCAGAAAGCAUCCAUGCCUGACAGAGCUAGGCAGUCGUAAUGACUGGCUUGGAUGGAUGUACAGUCUUAAAUAUAAGAUGGGAAAUUACAGGUCGAAGCUCCGAAGCCUUGGAUUUCCUGAGGUUGUCUGCAACUCACUUAAGAACAAGCACCCGGAUGACAGGUCUGCUGCAAAGAAUAUAAAGAAAGCACGGAAAGGAGAAGUGGUGUUUCUCCCACACUAUCCUGCAGGAGACAGUAUAGAACAACAAGAGAUGGACCGAAACCAACAAAGAAGAGAGAGAGCACAGUCAUCAAGGACUUGAUGUGCAGAACUUUUGCACAUAGGAGACAUGAGGUUGUCACCCUACAGAUGAGCAUCAGUGACAUCAAGGACAGAUGGCCCGCCUUGUUUGAUGUCUCGCAAGUUAGUGCAGAGUUUCAAAGGAUCAUCACACUGAAUCUUGAGCCAAAAUUCAUGGCAAUGUUGGACUUCUAUUCACCUAAACUGCUGUCCUUGUUUCAAACGAAGAAAGGUGCUGCAGGAGAGAGACAUCGGGCACAAAUGAGUGUUCUACUUAAGAGUGGAAUCCCCAUUCAACAGACCCGGGAGGUUGUCAUCCGAUGUCUCAUCAAUCAUUUGGGAGAAGAUGCCAGUGCCUUGUUCAAGGACUUUGAGGAUGCUGCUGAUGGAUCUGCCAGUGUUCAAGAGGAGUUGGCAGAAGAGGUCAUGAAGAUUUACCUGCUGCGGAAACAAGAUGGGUCAUUGGAUGUCGGGCUUGUCAUUGAGGGCAACACUGUCCUCAGCAGUCUUGGAGAUGUUAGCAGGGCCUGCUGCUAUCUUUUGGGACUGACGUACGCGUUAGAUCUGCAAUACCCCAAGAACUUCAAACAUAGUUUUGAGGUAUUCCAGAAAGUACUGCUGGAGCUGGAUUCUGGAAACCUUUCCAACAAGGUUCAGAGACUAAAGAAUUACCUCUGUAAGUAGUGACUGGCUACUGUUCAGCAAGAUGCUCUCUUAGUUAGGGAAUUUUUCAUUGGCAAGUCUAAAGUUUAGCUGAUGUACUGUUGUCUUAAUGUUUACAUAAGACUUAAGGUUUCCAUUCAUAGUGAAAUUGCAUGUUGGACUGUUCUUGUUUUCUGAUGUGGAACUUUAAUGUGAAAUAUCACUGUUUUUGGUGCAUUUCAGGAGGAUGCAAAAUGUUGUCCUUGGUGCAUUUUAGACAUGCAAAAUGUCAUUGUUCUGUUCAGACCCAACCAGACCAGUCACACCCCCUGAGGGACUCAUUAUGGCUCCUGGUCACCGCCUGGUAGAGAGUUUAGUUAAAGCAACAAAAAGAAAACAGAGAUAAAUAUGGAGGAUGUAGCUAUUUGUCUUUACUCAGACCCAGGAAGUGAAACAUAAAGACAAGAAAGACUAGUAUAAGUAUAUUCAUGUUAAGAUGCUUUAAAAAGAGAUUUGAUUGGUUUGGCAAUGCACUUUGACUGUUGGAACUUGCAACUCAAUUAGCUGAAUGUAAUUAUAGUUAUUGUAUAACAUGGUAGACAUUUAUUCAUUCUUCAACUCAUGGUAUAUUAUCUAGUUUCUUUUAACAUGGUUUAUUCUUGCCAGUGAGCAUGUGACAGUGUCCAUGUGAGCAUCAGGCUGAAUGCACCAAGAAUUAAUAAAUGUCUACCAUGUUAUACAAUAACUAUAAUUACAUUCAGCUAAUUGAGUUUGGAUUUAAACUUGAUGAUUUAUAAUUGUCAAAACAGACAAAUAAAUGUUUACUUAAAAAUG